CGACCUUCGUAGGGAGAGGGCGCUUUUGUCGCCUCGCCUCGCGGCAUUCGGAAAACGUGUGCGUAUUUUUGUGAGAUCGUCUUGCGUGUUAUCUCGCGGCACGGUACUGAUAUCUGAUGAGAAAACAGAAAACCCAGAACAAUCUACAAAGGGAAAUCUUUUCUCGGAGCCGAGCUUAGGGCCUCAUGAAUAUGACAUUAGCGGUGGUCUGACCCACUAUGUUGAUUUAUAUGGAGGCGAUCCAUCAAGCGUGAUAAACGGACCGACGUACAAACUAUACGCGUUACAUUGUGAACUUUGUGAAUGAGGUUUCCGUAAUGGACAUGCUACAAAAACGAGAACUAUUACAAAGCUAAUUUUUGACCCGGAACUAAUGUAUGUGCAUAAUAAAUCAUAGAAUAUAGCAAACUAACAUACAUAACAUAUUAAAAACCUAAUCAUUAUGGCGUAUUGUGUAAUAAAAACAAUCCUACAGUUUAUUUAUAAGAAUUCCUAAUACUUAAAACAACUGUCCUGGUCCUUUAAGUCGUAUUAACAAAAUACUAUUUAAAUAAAUUUGAAACUCUCGAGCCGCACAAAAUUCCGCAUAAACGCCAAUAAACAGAGAUGUAAACAUGCGUCGUCGCCCUUUGCCAUCCGUGCGGGAAGAAUCGGGCUCGAAAUCAUGGAAAAGUAUAUGCGAGAGUGAAUGGACGAUCUACGCUCUAGUCGCCUCAGUUGGCGCGCUGACGUACUCAAACAGUCUGAAUGGGGAGUUCGUGCAUGACGACAUCCCGGCGAUCGUGUCUAAUGGGGACGUAAAUGGCGCGAAUUCAGUGCUGCGGAUAUUGAAAGAUGACUUUUGGGGCACGCCGAUGUCGGAUGUGCACAGCCACAAAUCGUAUCGGCCGCUGACCACGCUGACGUUCAGGUUAAACUAUUCGCUAUGCGGGCUCGCCACGUGGUGGUGGCACGUCAUCAACGUGUCAUUGCACGCAGCGUGCUGCGCGCUGGUGGCACGCGCCGGCGUCGUCAUCGCCCGCCUGAAGGCCCCCUUUGCGGCCCUCGCUGGCUUGCUGUUCGCUGUCCACCCGAUUCAUACUGAAGCGGUGUCUGGUGUGGUCGGUCGGGCUGAUGUUUUAGCAUGCUUCUUCUUUUUAUCUUCUUUGCUUAUGUAUCAUGGAUGCGCAGGCAGACAUCGAGUAAUGUCCAGCAUAGUUCUAGCUGCCCUCAGCAUGCUGGCGAAGGAGACUGGUCUCACAGCUUUGCUCUUCAACAUCGCUUUCGAUUUAUAUCGGUCCUGGAGCUCUAUUAGCAGAUCUCCAGUUCGUUGGCGAUGGAAAGGGGACAAUGUUUGCAGCAGGGUCAGCCGAGGUCUGGCGGCGCUGAUCAUUCUAGCUGCAGCAAGGUUGACUCUCUUACAGGGGUCUUUACCAGCGUUUUCACCACAGGACAACCCCCCCGCUUUUCACCCUUCGUUUAGCGUGAGACUCAUGACGUUCUGCUACCUCGCCGCGUUCAACUGGUGGUUGCUGCUCUGCCCCUGGACGCUGAGCCACGACUGGCAGAUGGGCUCCAUCCCGCUGGUGACGAGCCUGUGGGACGGUCGCAACCUGCUCACUGGCGCCGCGCUGUUGGCGCUUGUGGCAUUGACGUAUCGGUGUGUUAUGGACUUGGAGUUGCAACGGCACACGCCGGCAGUAGUCGGAUUGCUUUUGCUGGUGAUUCCAUACCUGCCUGCUUCCAACUUGCUGGUGACUGUCGGCUUCGUGGUGGCUGAACGAGUGCUGUAUAUACCUAGCGUGGGCUCGCUGGUGGUGACGGUGUACGGCGUGCAGCUAGUGUGGGGGCGCGGGGUGCGCGGGCGGCGGCUCGCGGCGCUCGGCACCGCGGCGCUCGUCGCAAGCGGCGCCGCUCGCACGCACCUGCGCAAUCGCGACUGGCGCACCAGGGAGACACUCCUCAGAGCCGACCUCGCCGUUCUGCCGCACAAUGCGAAACUUCACUACAAUUUUGCAAACUUCUUAAAAGAUAUCGAGCAACAGGAAAACGCGAUCAAACAUUACAAAGAAGCGCUGAAGCUAUGGCCGAGCUACGCAAGCGCGCACAACAACCUGGGUGCGCUGGCGGCGGGCGAGCGCGCCGAGCAGCACUUCCUGCUCGCGCUGCGCUACAACCGCCGCCACCUGAACGCGCACUACAACCUCGCCAAGCUCUACCGAAAGAAGAAUCGCAUAUCGGACGCGUUGAAAAUGCUUGAGCGGUGCAUUGCGUUGGAGCCGCGCUUCGUGCAAGCCUACCUCGAGCUCUUCCUCGUCGCAGAGGAGAGGGAGAAGCGAGCGAUACUCGACAAACUGGUCGAGCUGGAGCCGAGGAACUGGGAGCAUUACUAUCUGUAUGGGAACUGGUUGAAGGGGAGAGGUCUAUGGCCGCUGUCAUACGACUACUACGUCCGCGCACUCGGCGUGUCGCGCGCUGCAAGUGCGGCACACGCGACAAAUACGGCACACGCCACAGGUGCGGCAGGUGCGGGUGGAGCGGCGCUGCGUGCGGCCGGUGUGCUGUUGCGUGCUGCUGGGCAGCGCGCUAGACUGCUGCAUUUGCUUAUACGAUGGCAGCGCGCAGGCGCGGUGGGCGGCGCGCGGCGGGCGGCGGCGGCGCUGCGCGUGCGCGCCGAGCUCGCUUCGCGCGCCGCCAAGUACGCGCGCGCCACGCAGGUGAAAUCUACGUGCCUCCAUCACAGCCAACUAGAGGUGCCGUCACAGGCGUCGCCAAGUGCGUCAUCAACCAAAAACUAUAGAACAUUACACAGUGAAGUGCUAGUGAAACCGAGUUGCCAAAGGAACACUCUGCCGAUCGCAUACAAACAGACACACAACAAAUCCGAAACGGGAACGAAACAAAAAAGUUGUCCGCUAAAUAAAAAGAAAAUAAAAGAUCCCGACCCUUUUGCCAUAGUUUCGGAUCAUUUAAUAAAAACGUAUUAGUUGCGUGAAUGGCGAAAUAAAACUCCCAUUCAUGGAGCAAACUUUUCAAUGUAAUUAAAUGGAAACACUAAAUAAUACCUUCAUGAAAAAAACAAACAUUAAUUGUUAUGUUUUAAAUAUUUUUAAUCGUUUUUUGUAAGUAAAUAAAUUAUUACUUCGGUUUUUAUUACAACAGACCAUACGCUACUAUGAAUGACAGUAUGUGUACCAUGUCUUGCAAGAUGUAUAAAAAAAUCAAUAGAAAUGUUAUCUCUCAUGGUACACAAAAUGUUCUUUUUUAUCUGGAAAAAAUAUCUAUAUGAGAAUAAUAAUUAAUAUAUUUACUAUUUUUUUUAUUAUUCUCAAUCGCGUC
This is a messenger RNA of Zerene cesonia (dogface butterfly), 3318 nucleotides long. Its product is annotated as protein O-mannosyl-transferase TMTC1-like. Bases 615 to 2966 code for a protein of 783 amino acids. Gene Ontology annotation, molecular function: mannosyltransferase activity; protein binding. The transcript is spliced from 15 exons. The record is from RefSeq and is a predicted model, not a curated record. Gene Ontology annotation, biological process: protein O-linked glycosylation via mannose. Lineage: Eukaryota; Metazoa; Arthropoda; Insecta; Lepidoptera; Pieridae.